Molecule: messenger RNA, 9990 nt
Organism: Pelobates fuscus (common spadefoot toad)
Lineage: Eukaryota; Metazoa; Chordata; Amphibia; Anura; Pelobatidae
Gene: TENM4
Product: teneurin transmembrane protein 4
Exons: 35
Coding region: 732-9092 (2786 amino acids)
Biological process (GO): neuron development; signal transduction; heterophilic cell-cell adhesion
Cellular component (GO): membrane; neuron projection
Molecular function (GO): cell adhesion molecule binding; protein heterodimerization activity; protein homodimerization activity
Source: RefSeq, a predicted model, not a curated record
GUAGCUUGUGUGUGCUUCACUUGAAAUGUAUAUUUGUAUCACAGAUAGGCGAAAGGCAAGGGAUAUUAACCAGGAGAGACCCUAGACUCCGCAAUAAGGCUGUCUGUACUGGACUGAUCUGUCUGGGACACUGUACGUCUUUGAAAUAUCCAGGACACCCUUUCUGUGUCUUCGCUUUGGCUGAGAGAUUCUAGUUGUCUAGUUUUGGAUCUUGGAUAGAGAGAAGAUCAGCGUCUGGUCGUGAAGCCUGCAGCGCGGCUGCAUCAUACAAGAAGUUGAGCCCACCGGACAUUGGACAGCAGAGAUAUUUCGAGCAUGGAUUAUGACGGCACACAGAGGAAUGCAGUCAUUUAACUGAUUUCUCUCUGUUGGUCACCAGAUGUAACUCAAUUACACCUUGGGCUAGAUGUGACGUUUGCUCAGUCUAAAUGAAAACGCUGGAUAUCCUUCUUUUCUCUUCCCGAGGCAACAAUACUAGUGUGACUACCGCACCCACAGGACAUUCAAGCGCAGUGACAAAUACAAAUUUCUCUAUCAACAAUAACCCCAGAGCCUCAGUCGGUAUGGGCUACUUCCUCACAAGGUAGACAGAAAAAUCUGCAUUUCAUAAGGUUGAAUGAUUAAACGCGAAUGCCUGUUUGAUGGGUUACUCUUAGAUAACACAAAGAAAAGAAACAUCUCCAGCCAAGCCCCGGACCAUUCUCUUCAAUGUUGAGGAAGACUAAUGUGCCAUGGAUGUGAAAGAGAGGAAACCGUAUCGUUCCCUGACAAGGCGCCGGGACACUGAGCGACGUUACACCAGCUCGUCUGCCGAUAGCGAUGAAAGCAGGAUCCCCCAGAAAUCUUACAGCUCCAGUGAGACCUUAAAAGCCUACGACCAAGACUCCAGAUUGUCUUACAGCAAUCGUGUUAAAGAUAUGGUGCACCAGGAGGUCGACGAAUUCUGUCGAACAGGUGGCAGCUUUACCUUGCAAGAGCUGGGUCUUGGUGAAGUGACACCACCACAUGGGACCAUCUACAGAACCGACCUUGGCUUGCCACAUUGUGGCUACUCAAUGACAGGUGACAACGAUGCAGACACAGAAGCAGAUACUGUUUUGUCUCCAGAACAUCCGGUGAGACUCUGGGCGCGUAAUACCAAAUCUGGCAGGAGUUCCUGUUUGUCCAGCAGGGCCAACUCCAACCUUACACUGACCGACACAGAACAUGAGAACACUGAAACCGGUGGGAACCCUAAUUGUAGUUCCAUAAUGGAGUGGUUUCAAGAAGAUCUAAAUCAUCCUUAUCCAUUUCAGCACCAGAGCGAUCAGCCACUGGGCCUUCAGAAUCAUCUGAGGUUAAGAACGCCUCCUCCACCUUUAUCUCACACUUCAAACCCGCACCAUGCAGCUUCCAUCAACUCCCUGAAUCGAGGAAAUUUCACCCCGCGUAGUAACCCAAGCCCUGCUCCCACGGACCAUUCUCUGUCAGGAGAGCCACCAGGCGGUGGCCACCAAGAUCCAACCCAUGGUCAGGACAACUGGCUUCUCAACAGCAACAUUCCCCUGGAGACCAGAAACAUAGCAAAGCAGGCAUUCCUAGAGACAUUGCAGGACAACCUCAUUGAGAUGGACAUUCUCACCACCUCCCGACAUGACGGUGCUUACAAUGAUGGGCAUUUCCUCUUUAAACCUGGAGGCACUUCUCCCCUUUUUUGUACAACCUCGCCGGGGUACCCCCUGACAUCCAGCACUGUGUACUCUCCGCCUCCCAGACCGCUCCCUCGCAGCACUUUCUCCAGACCAGCCUUUAACCUGAAGAAGCCGUAUAAAUACUGCAACUGGAAAUGCGCCGCCCUAAGCGCCAUCUUUAUCUCCGUCACACUGGUGAUCCUCCUGGCGUAUGUCAUCGCCAUGCACCUCUUUGGCCUGAAUUGGCACCUGCAGCCAAUUGAUGGAAACAUGUAUGUGAUCACAGAGGAGACGCCCAGCAGUUGGCCAGUACCAACGGACGUCACCUUAUAUCCCUCUGGUGGGACAGGGUUAGAAAUUCCCGACCGGAAAGGCAAAGGAAGCAGUGAAGUGGGGAAACCAAGCAGCAUUUUCCCUGACGAUGGUUUUAUUGACUCUGGCGAGUUGGAUGUAGGGAGACGAGCAACUCAGAAGAUUCCACCCGGCAUAUUCUGGCGAUCCCAAGUUUUUAUCGAUCACCCUGUACAUAUAAAAUUUAACGUAUCUUUGGGAAAAGCGGCACUCGUUGGGAUAUAUGGUAGAAGGGGUCUGCCACCAUCACACACCCAGUUUGAUUUUGUGGAAUUACUAGACGGGAGACGCCUCCUUGCUCAGGAAGCUCGGAGUUUAGAAGGUCCUCAGCGACUUCAUCGUGGCAUCGUGCCUCUUGCAAGCCACGAGACGGGUUUCAUCCAGUAUUUGGACUCUGGGAUCUGGCAUCUGGCUUUCUAUAACGACGGCAAAGAGACCGAGGUGGUGUCCUUCCUUACUACGGCAAUUGAAUCGGUGGAUGACUGCCCCAGUAACUGCUACGGAAAUGGCGAAUGCGUCUCUGGGAACUGCCACUGCUUCCUGGGAUUCCUUGGGCCGGAUUGUGGACGAGCAUCUUGCCCCGUGCUGUGCAGUGGUAACGGGCAGUAUAUGAAAGGGCGAUGCUUGUGCCACAGCGGCUGGAAGGGCGCGGAGUGUGACGUUCCUACGAGCCAGUGUAUCGAUAUCACCUGCAGCAACCAUGGCGCGUGUAUGAUGGGAACCUGCAUCUGCAACCUUGGGUACAAGGGAGAAAACUGUGAGGAAGUGGACUGCAUGGACCCAACGUGUUCUGGAAGAGGAGUGUGCGUUCAAGGAGUGUGUCACUGUGCAGUUGGUUGGGGUGGAACGAGCUGUGAAAACCCAAGAGCCACCUGCCUAGACCAAUGCUCCGGACAUGGAACUUUUCAGGCUGAUACUGGCGUGUGCACCUGCGACCCUAACUGGACCGGACAUGACUGCUCGAUAGAGAUAUGUGCAGCAGACUGCGGAGGGCAUGGCACUUGCAUCGGAGGAAGCUGCCGCUGUGAUGAGGGUUGGAUGGGCACAGCCUGUGACCAGCGGGCAUGCCACCCACGCUGUAUUGAACAUGGGACAUGUCGAGACGGGAAGUGUGAAUGCAGCCCGGGCUGGAACGGAGAGCACUGCACUAUUGAGGGAUGUCCUGGAUUGUGUAAUGGGAAUGGCCGGUGCACCUUGGACGUCAAUGGAUGGCACUGCGUCUGCGAUCUGGGCUGGAGGGGAUCUGGCUGUGACACAUCUAUGGAAACAUCUUGCAGUGAUAGCAAGGAUAACGACGCAGAUGGCUUAGUGGACUGCAUGGAUCCUGAUUGCUGCUUACAGCCUUCCUGCCAAACCAGCGCACUGUGUUUAGGCUCACCCGAUCCCCUGGAUAUCAUCCAGGAAACGCAAGCUCCAGUGUCCCAGCAGAACCUGCACUCCUUCUACAGCCGGAUCAAGUUCCUAGUAGGGAAGGACAGCACUCACUACAUUCCAGGAGAUAAUCCUUUCACUGGAGGGCAUGCGUGUGUCAUUCGUGGUCAAGUGAUGACAUCCGACGGGACACCGCUAGUGGGAGUAAACAUAAGUUUUGUUGGCGCACCACUCUUGGGCUACACUAUCAGCAGACAAGACGGAAGCUUUGAUCUGGUUACAAAUGGCGGUAUAUCCAUUACCCUCCGCUUUGAACGGGCUCCAUUUAUUACUCAAGAACAUACACUCUGGUUGCCAUGGGACCGCUUUUUCGUCAUGGAGACCAUUACAAUGAGACACGAGGAGAACGAGAUCCCGAGCUGUGACCUUAGUAGCUUUGCCCGUCCCAACCCGGUUCUCUCACCUGCUCCUCUCACUGCAUUUGCCAGUUCUUGUUCAGAAAAGGGGCCCAUUGUUCCAGAAAUACAGGCACUGCAGGAGGAGAUCCCAAUACCAGGAAGCAAAAUAAAACUGAGUUAUCUCAGCACAAGGAACACUGGUUAUAAGUCUGUUCUCCGAAUCAGCCUAACCCACCCCACCAUUCCCUUCAACCUCAUGAAAGUUCACCUCAUGGUGGCCGUCGAGGGCCGCCUCUUUCGGAAAUGGUUUUCAGCUGCCCCAGAUCUCUCUUACUUUUUUAUAUGGGACAAGACAGACGUGUACAGCCAAAAAGUUUAUGGCCUGUCAGAGGCCUUUGUUUCUGUUGGUUAUGAAUACGAGUCGUGUCCAGAUCUGAUUCUAUGGGAGAAGAGGACAGCCGUGCUUCAGGGGUAUGAGAUAGAGGCAUCCAAGUUGGGCGGUUGGUCCCUCGAUAAACACCAUGCUCUUAACAUCCAAACCGGAAUUGUGCAUAAAGGAAAUGGUGAGAAUCAGUUCAUCUCCCAGCAGCCACCUGUCAUUGGUAGCACCAUGGGAAAUGGCCGUCGGCGGAGUAUUUCCUGUCCCAGCUGCAACGGCCUUGCCGAGGGUAACAAACUUCUAGCUCCAGUUGCUCUGACCUGUGGAUCGGACGGCAGCCUUUAUGUAGGGGAUUUCAACUAUAUCCGAAGGAUCUUCCCCUCGGGCAAUGUCACAAACAUCCUGGAAUUAAGAAAUAAAGAGUUCAGGCACAGCCACAGUCCGGCCCAUAAAUAUUACUUGGGUACAGAUCCCAUCACAGGUGCCAUACUCCUGUCUGAUACCAACAGCAGACGUGUCUACAAGAUCAAAUCCACCACUGUUAUAAAGGAUGUUGUGAAGAAUUCCGAGGUGUUAGCAGGAACCGGAGAUCAAUGCCUUCCCUUUGAUGACACACGAUGCGGAGAUGGGGGUAAAGCCACAGAGGCCUCGCUAAACAACCCUAGAGGUAUCACAGUGGAUAAAUUUGGGUUAAUAUACUUUGUUGAUGGUACUAUGAUUCGCCGGAUUGACCAGAAUGGUAUUAUCUCCACUUUACUUGGAUCCAACGACCUGACCUCGGCCAGACCCUUGAGCUGCGAUGCAGUCAUGGACAUAUCCCAGGUUCGCCUAGAAUGGCCGACAGACUUGGCAGUAAAUCCUAUGGAUAAUUCUCUCUAUGUUCUUGACAAUAAUGUUGUACUGCAAAUCUCGGAAAAUCAUCAAGUGCGAAUCGUAGCAGGCAGGCCAAUGCACUGCCAGGUGCCUGGUAUUGAUCACUUCCUCCUUAGUAAAGUGGCCGUGCAUGCCACCCUGGAAGCAGCGACUGCGUUGGCUGUAUCUCAUAACGGCAUUUUAUACAUUGCAGAAACUGACGAAAAAAAGAUCAACAGAAUCCGACAGGUAACUACCAAUGGUGAAAUCUCCUUGGUUGCUGGAGCUCCAAGUGGCUGCGACUGCAAGAAUGAUGCCAAUUGUGAGUGCUUUUCAGGAGAUGAUGGUUACGCAAAAGAUGCCAAACUAAACUCUCCAUCUUCUCUAGCUGUAUGUGCUGAUGGUGAAUUGUACGUAGCAGAUCUUGGAAACAUUAGAAUCCGAUUUAUACGUACAAAUAAGCCCUUCCUUAACAAUCAGAACAUGUAUGAAGUAUCUUCUCCGGUCGAUCAGGAGUUGUAUUUGUUUGACACAACCGGACGACACCUUUACACCCAGAGCCUUACCACUGGAGAUUAUCUCUUUAACUUUACUUAUACUGGGGAAGGAGAUCUCACCCUUAUAACAGAUAAUAAUGGUAACACGCUAAAUGUAAGGAGAGACUCGACUGGCAUGCCGUUGUGGUUGGUGGUACCAGAUGGGCAGGUCUAUUGGUUGACCAUUGGAACAAACAGUGCCCUGAAGAGUGUAUCUGCUCAAGGCCAUGAAUUAGCGAUGAUGACCUACCAUGGGAGCUCUGGUCUUCUUGCCACCAAGAGCAAUGAAAAUGGAUGGACUACGUUCUUUGAGUAUGAUAGCUUCGGGCGUCUGACCAACGUUACAUUCCCGACGGGCCAGGUCAGCAGUUUCCGAAGUGACACUGACAGCUCAGUACAUGUCCAGAUUGAGACAUCAAAUAAGGAAGAUGUCACCAUAACCACUAACCUAUCGGCCUCUGGAGCCUUCUACACUCUGCUUCAAGACCAAGUACGGAACAGCUACUACAUCGGAGCAGACGGGUCUCUGAGGCUUAUUUUAGCUAAUGGGAUGGAGGUGGCCCUACAGACUGAACCUCACUUGCUGGCUGGCACUGUAAAUCCCACCGUUGGCAAGAGGAACGUCACUCUUCCUAUCGACAAUGGCCUAAACUUGGUGGAAUGGCGACAACGCAAAGAACAAGGGAGAGGACAGGUCACUGUUUUUGGUCGCCGGCUUAGGGUGCACAAUAGGAACCUGCUGUCCCUUGAUUUUGAUCGCAUCACAAGAACAGAGAAGAUUUAUGAUGACCAUCGGAAAUUCACCUUGAGAAUCCUGUAUGAUCAAGCUGGUAGACCCAGUCUCUGGUCCCCAAGCAGCCGAUUAAAUGGAGUAAACAUUACAUAUUCCCCUGGAGGACAAGUGGCAGGGAUUCAGAGGGGCACCAUGUCUGAGAGAAUGGAAUAUGACCAAGCUGGAAGAAUCAUAUCCAGAACAUUUGCGGAUGGAAAAUCGUGGAGCUACACUUACCUAGAAAAGUCAAUGGUAUUGCUUCUUCAUAGCCAGCGGCAGUACAUCUUUGAGUUUGAUAAGAAUGAUCGCUUAUCUUCAGUUACUAUGCCUAAUGUAGCAAGACAGACUAUGGAGACCGUGAGAUCUAUUGGCUACUACAGGAAUAUAUACAGACCUCCAGAGGGAAACUCUUCCAUAAUUCAGGACUUUUCGGAAGGAGGACAUCUCCUACAAACACUCUAUCUUGGUACAGGAAGACGUGUAAUAUACAAAUAUGGAAAACUGGCUAAACUUUCUGAAAUCUUGUAUGAUACCACCAAAAUAGCUUUUACCUACGAUGAGGCUGCUGGAAUGCUGAAGACCAUUAAUUUGCAAAAUGAAGGAUUUACUUGCACUAUACGGUACCGGCAAAUAGGACCUUUAAUAGAUCGACAGAUAUUUCGCUUCACGGAGGAAGGAAUGGUAAAUGCCCGAUUUGACUAUAACUAUGACAACAGCUUCCGUGUCACCAGCAUGCAGGCUGUCAUUAACGAGACCCCACUGCCUAUUGAUUUGUACAGGUAUGACGAUGUGUCGGGCAAGACCGAACAGUUUGGAAAAUUUGGAGUGAUCUAUUAUGAUAUCAAUCAGAUCAUCACUACUCCUGUUAUGACCCACACAAAGCACUUUGAUACCUAUGGCAGAGUGAAAGAGGUUCAAUAUGAAAUCUUUAGAUCGCUGAUGUAUUGGAUGACUGUGCAGUAUGAUAACAUGGGAAGAGUAGUAAAGAAAGAAUUAAAAGUUGGUCCAUAUGCAAAUACUACAAGGUACUCCUAUGAGUAUGACCCCGAUGGGCAGUUACAAACGGUGUCUAUCAAUGACAAAGCCCUGUGGAGAUACAGUUAUGAUCUAAAUGGAAACUUGCACUUGUUGAGCCCUGGGAAUAGUGCCCGCCUCACACCAUUAAGGUAUGAUUUGAGAGACCGUAUAACACGGUUAGGCGAUGUUCAGUAUAAAGUUGAUGAAGAUGGCUUCUUGCGGCAAAGAGGAAGUGAUGUUUUUGAGUACAACUCAGCUGGUCUUCUGGUUAAAGCCUACAACAAGGUUGCUGGGUGGAGUGUGAAGUAUCGGUACGAUGGACUUGGAAGGAGGGUUUCAAGGAAGACGAAUUUUGGUCACCAUUUGCAGUUCUACUAUGCUGACCUUGCAAACCCUACGAGAGUCACCCAUUUCUAUAACCAUUCCAGUUCAGAGAUAGCUUCUCUUUAUUAUGACUUGCAAGGGCACCUCUUCGCCAUGGAGCUGAGUAGCGGUGAUGAAUUUUACAUCGCAUGUGACAAUAUUGGAACCCCGUUAGCCGUCUUCAGCGGAACCGGACUAAUGAUUAAACAAAUUUUAUACACCGCAUAUGGUGAAAUUUAUCUGGAUUCAAACCCAGGAUUUCAAAUCCUCAUUGGCUAUCAUGGUGGCUUGUAUGAUCCUCUCACUAGACUCAUCCACAUGGGCCGCCGGGAGUACGAUGUACUAGCAGGUCGUUGGACGAGUCCUGAUCAUGACAUCUGGAAGCGUUUGAGCUCUACAAACAUAAUGCCAUUCAACCUCUACAUGUUUAAAAAUAACAAUCCAGUCAGCAGCUCUCAUGACACAAAAUGUUACAUGACAGAUAUUAACAGCUGGCUUCUCACCUUCGGAUUCCAGCUGCAUAAUGUGAUUCCCGGCUACCCAAAGCCAGACAUCGAUGCAAUGGAGCCCUCUUAUGAGCUUGUCAACACCCAAAUGAAAACUCAAGAGUGGGACAACAGCAAGUCCAUCCUUGGAGUACAGUGUGAGGUGCAGAAGCAGCUGAAAGCUUUCGUCACCUUGGAACGUUUCGAACAGAUUUAUGGCUCUACAAUUGCUGGAUGUCGACUGGAAAAGGAGAGCAAGACGUUUGCCUCCCAAGGUUCUAUCUUUGGAAAAGGUGUCAAAUUUGCAUUAAAAGAUAGCAGAGUCACCACAGAUAUCAUAAGUGUAGCCAAUGAGGAUGGAAGGAGAAUUGCUGCCAUUCUGAACAAUGCCCAAUAUUUGGAAAACUUACAUUUCACCAUUGAUGGAGUCGAUACUCAUUAUUUCAUCAAACAAGGACCCUCUGAGAAUGACUUGUCCAUAUUAGGUCUCAGUGGUGGCAGACGUACUUUGGAGAAUGGAGUUAAUGUCACGGUAUCACAAAUCAACACGGUUCUUGGUACAAGGACUAGACGCUACACAGACAUACAACUUCAAUAUGGCACCCUGUGUUUGAACACCCGCUAUGGGACGACAUUAGAUGAGGAGAAGGUCCGUGUGUUGGAACUUGCCAGACAACGGGCAGUUUCUCAAGCAUGGCUUAAAGAACAACAAAGACUACGGGACGGGGAGGAGGGCUUGCGCUCAUGGACAGAAGGAGAAAAACAACAAAUGUUAGGAACAGGCAGGGUACAGGGCUACGAUGGAUACUUUGUCAUUUCUGUGGAGCAGUACCCAGAACUCUCAGACAGCGCAAACAACAUCCAUUUUAUGAGACAGAGUGAAAUGGGCAGAAGGUGACAUAGAGGAUUGAUGUGUUGACUUCUUGCCAAAGACAGCUGCUGUUGUGACCACAUACCUGAACUGUGUUGUAAUCUAUCCUUUUUCUUUUUUUUUUUUUUUUCUUUUUUUUAUGGACAUGAAGGAAAUGAUACUCUGUUGCACUGUAAUUCAUGCAACUUUUUUAAUUUUUUAAAAAUAAAUUAGGCCUUCACACGUUUUCUCAAAGGACAAGAAGGUAUUUUGCUGUUCUGUGGUCGCAGUGAAAUUUACUGUCUUGUUAUUUUACCCCUUUGCGAGGAGUUUUGAGGCGUGCCAAUGUGCGCCAACAGGUAGUCGGUGUGAAUCCCAAAGUGGAUGUAUGUGAUCAUUUGUUUCAUCUUAACCCUUCGCUAGCUGGAGCAGGGAUCAACUUGCCUUGAAAUGGAGAAAAACAAAUAUAUUCAGCUCUACUUGAAGAACUGAAUUUUGCCUUGAUUUAACCAAAACUCUUCAUAUCAUUUACAUUGUCUCUCAUAAUACAGUAUGUGGGAGGGUGAAUUGCUGUUCCAAUGUGUUGCUUGUGUUAAAUUUCAACUGCAAAUGAUAGUAUUUUCCCAACAGGUUUGGAUAACACUUUAGACUGGCUAAGCUUUUUACGUGCUUUUAAGAACGCGUUAACGUGGGUGAGACCCACUUUGUGAAAGUAACUAUAUCAAUUGUGUGCCUCUAGAGAACGUCUGUACCUUUUCCAUUUUCACUGAGAACUUAAAGAAGUGUUUUUGGGCUCCUGGUGUGCAGAGACCAUUUUGGUAAAGGGACGUGCAUUUCAUUCAGAGUUGGGCACAAAAUAAUGUAGGCUUUCCUCCCCUAUUGUCAUUGCCUCAAAAAUAAAUGUAUUCUUACAGACAUGAUGGGCUGUGGUUGGAGGAUUGGGCAC